GAAACUGCCCGGAUUAGCAGCACACUGUUGCUCUGAGGGGAGCGUUUCUCUCGAAAUAAAUUCUGAAACAAAUCGAUUACAUUCGCGGUGCGGCGGUAGAAUCCAACCGGAAAUGUUUCAGCUUCUUUAAAGCUGCCAACGGGGGGAAAUGACAUGUGAACGGGGAGGUUUAGGACUGUGAUUACAGAGGGGGGUGAAGUGGACUGUAGCUGGCAGCGCUACCAGGAGAAACUGGAGUCGCAGCGAACUGAACUUUACUACUGUUUCAUCACAACAAAGGAGCAACAGUUUUACUUUUUAAAGCAUUUAUUCGACGUCGCGAUAUAUUUAAAGACUUGGAGGGAAGCUGAAAUGCAAGGCGAGCCUAGCCGGUGUGUUUGCGUUGCUAAAGGACAUGGAGCUCAGACAGGCGCCGUCUGAAUAGCAUUGAUCCAGACUGUUCUGCCAGCCUCCCACACCCCGUUUAAUCAAGCCAACUAAAUGUAAAGGAUCCAUCGGUUUCAAGCUAUCAUGGAUAUUUUUCCUCGACCAAGCGGUGAAAUCCAGAGGAGGAACCCCCAGCAUGACUUUGAGCUCAUUCAGAGGGUGGGAAGUGGAACAUAUGGAGACGUGUACAAGGCACGAAACAUUCAAACAGGAGAGCUUGCUGCUGUCAAGAUUAUAAAGUUGGAACCAGGAGAUGAUUUUUCCAUAAUUCAGCAGGAAAUCUUCAUGGUGAAAGAAUGCAAGCACCACAACAUUGUGGCCUACUUUGGGAGCUACCUCUGCCGAGAAAAACUGUGGAUAUGUAUGGAAUACUGUGGAGGAGGAUCUCUGCAGGACAUCUAUCACGUAACGGGGCCUCUGUCCGAGCUUCAGAUUGCAUAUGUCUGCAGGGAGACCUUACAGGGUUUGGGAUAUCUGCACAUGAAGGGAAAGAUGCAUCGUGAUAUUAAGGGAGCGAACAUACUCCUAACGGACAAUGGAGACGUGAAGUUAGCUGACUUUGGAGUUGCUGCCAAAAUUACAGCUACCAUUGCAAAAAGAAAGUCGUUCAUUGGAACGCCUUACUGGAUGGCUCCUGAGGUAGCAGCAGUUGAGAAGAAUGGAGGCUACAACCAGCUGUGUGAUAUCUGGGCUGUGGGCAUCACGUCCAUCGAGCUCGCUGAGCUGCAGCCUCCAAUGUUUGACCUGCAUCCGAUGAGGGCCUUGUUUUUGAUGUCCAAGAGCAGUUUCCAGCCUCCUAAGCUAAAAGACAAAAACAAAUGGUCUGCUGCUUUCCAUAACUUUGUGAAAGUCUCUCUAACAAAGAACCCAAAGAAGCGGCCGACUGCAGAGAAACUUUUACUGCAUGUCUUUGUGGCUCAGACUGGGUUGACAAGGAGGCUUGCAGUUGAUCUGCUUGAUAAGAUGAACAACCCAGACAACCACCAACAUUUCAGUGAAGUGGAUGAUGAUGACAUCGAGCCUCUGUCCGUGGUCAGACACACCAUCCGUUCCACCAACAAACACCCAAAGGUUGAGAGGACCCGCUCUGAGAUCGACUCAAACAAUGGAUCAGGCCUCGAGCGUCCAAUCUCAGGUCCUAGUGACUCUGAGGGACACAGGGGGGAUGCAGUUGACAAGGUCCAGUUUCAGGCACCUCUUCUCCCGAAAGAAACCGAAGCUCAUGUUGAAAUGGAUGUGAAUAAAGAUAAUGACUUCCCUUCCCCAUGGAGCCCCUUUGCAGAUGGAGGAAUAACAACCAGGAGCCUUCUCAAAAGCGUUGAGGAUGAAUUGUUCCAACGUGGACACAUCGCCCAUCUGGAAGAUGCCACUGAAGAAGUUGAGCUGUCGACGCUUAAACCAGGUGUACCUCCUCCUCUCCCUCCAAAGCCACGAAUAAACACAUCAUCUGAGGAGCUUGGACUGAACGAGGAGAGGUCUCUGACAGUUCGUAGGUUCCCAAACUCUGAAAACGGACCGAGCCAGGCCAUCCGCAGACAGAGCACACCUGAUCAGGGCCACAAGGUGGAGCAUUCGUCAUCUGACUUCCUGUCGGCGAGCGUCAGCAGCCCUGGCUUCUUAUCGCAUGCCUCUGACCCUGCUCCAAUUAAAUGUGAGUAUAAAGAUUAUGAUUCAGAUGGAAGCGUAAAUGGAGGAAGUCCUACGCCAACGCCACACCGUAAGGAGAAAAAGGAGUUCCCGAAACCAGCAAUAAACGGUCUGCCACCCACUCCUAAAGUACUGAUGGGAGCCUGUUUCUCUAAAGUGUUUGAUGGCUGUCCGCUGAAAAUCAACUGUGCCACGUCUUGGAUUCAUCCAGACACUAAAGAUCAGUACCUAAUCUUUGGAACAGAGGAUGGCAUCUACACACUAAAUCUUAAUGAGCUGCAUGAGGCAACAAUGGAGCAGCUUUUCCCAAGGAAGUGCACAUGGCUGUAUGUUAUCAACAACAACCUGAUGUCCCUGUCUGAAGGGAGAUCUUUCCAGCUGUAUUCUCACAAUCUGAUCGGGCAGUUCGAGCAGCUGAAGAAGCCUGGCCUCGCGGCCCAGUUUCAGACGCACCGCUUCCCAGACAAAAUUUUGCCCAGGUGAGAUCUUCAUCUAUGGAACCCUUUUC
This is a messenger RNA of Cyprinodon variegatus (sheepshead minnow), 2581 nucleotides long. RefSeq names its product mitogen-activated protein kinase kinase kinase kinase 5 (gene map4k5). Bases 511 to 2556 code for a protein of 681 amino acids. The transcript has 29 exons. Gene Ontology annotation, molecular function: ATP binding; MAP kinase kinase kinase kinase activity. The record is from RefSeq and is a predicted model, not a curated record. Lineage: Eukaryota; Metazoa; Chordata; Actinopteri; Cyprinodontiformes; Cyprinodontidae. Gene Ontology annotation, biological process: protein phosphorylation.